Messenger RNA from Chelmon rostratus (copperband butterflyfish), 3355 nucleotides. It is a transcript of the gene kif28, whose product is annotated as kinesin family member 28. The record is from RefSeq and is a predicted model, not a curated record. Gene Ontology annotation, biological process: microtubule-based movement; cytoskeleton-dependent intracellular transport. NCBI's taxonomy places the organism in Eukaryota, Metazoa, Chordata, Actinopteri, Chaetodontiformes, Chaetodontidae. Gene Ontology annotation, cellular component: kinesin complex; microtubule. Gene Ontology annotation, molecular function: ATP hydrolysis activity; microtubule motor activity; microtubule binding. The transcript is spliced from 28 exons. The coding region runs from base 1 to 3189 and encodes 1062 amino acids.
AUGGCUCUGUUUCCUCAAAUGCCUCACAGUGCUGCGGUUUGGAAGAGAUCACUCAGUCUGACUGUGCUGAUACCUGCCUGCAGCACCAUGAGGGCGAAAGCCUCAGACAUGCACAGCAAGGACUGUGUCAAAGUGGCCGUCAGAGUCCGACCCUUCAACAAGAGAGAGAGGGAUGCAGGCAGCCGCUGCAUCGUCUCCAUGGUGUCGAGCUCCAUCACCAUCCAGGACCCCCGCGACUCCCAGAACCGUCGCUUGUUUUGUUUCGACUACGCCUACUGGUCCCACAGCGGCUUCGCACGAGACCGCAGCGGCCUCUUUGUGCCCGAAGAGCCCGGGGGACGAUACGCCGACCAGGACAGUGUGUUCCAGGACCUGGGUGAGGGGAUACUGGAGAAUGCUCUGCAGGGUUACAAUGCCACGCUGUUGGCCUACGGGCAGACCGGCUCAGGGAAGAGCUACUCGAUGGUGGGCUACGGGCCCAACAAAGGCCUGGUCCCUAAACUCUGUGAGCGGCUGUUUCAGGCCAUUAGAGAAAACCAGGAGACCAGACAGUGUCAGGUGUUUUUCAGUAUGCUGGAAAUCUAUAAUGAGCAGGUGGUCGACUUGCUGUCUCGGGGGUCUCGUACUCCGGGGGGUCUCAGGGUCAGAGAGGAGCAGCAAAGAGGCUUCUAUGUGGAGGGUCUCCGAACAAUCCCGUGUGAGAGCGCUCCACAGGUGGAGCAGCUUAUGGAGCAGGGGACCAGGACCAGAACCACCGCCGCCACUCACAUGAACGCCAACAGCAGUCGCUCGCACAUGCUCAUUAUCCUCCAGCUCAAGCAGAUCUUUUCCAAAGAGAGCAUCACAAAGCAGUCCAACAUUAACCUGGUGGACUUGGCUGGCAGCGAGCGGCAGCGGUCGUCUGGGCUGGAGGCCGACAGACUCAAAGAGGGCACGGCCAUCAACCUGAGCCUCACCACUCUGGGCAACGUUAUCAGCUCCCUCGCUGAUGUGGCGGUGGGGAGGAAGGUCGUCCACAUACCCUACAGAGACUCAGUUCUCACCAAGCUGCUGCAGUCGGCGCUGGGAGGCAACAGUCGCACUGUUAUGAUUGCCACGUUGAGCCCUGCUGAUAUCUGCUACGAGGAGUCUCUGUCCACCCUGCGCUAUGCUGAGAGGGCAAAGCGGAUCCAGAACCGAGCAGUGGUGAACGAGAGCCCCACUGAGCGUCUGGUCAAAGAGCUCAAGGCCGAGAACGCCAGACUGCUGCAGCGACUGAGCCGGCUGGGCCAGGAGGGACGCAGGGCAAACGACGAGACCAAGGAGCUUCGUCAGCUGCUGACCCACAAUGAGCUGCAGAUCAGAGCCAUUCAGACUCUGUGGGAACAACACCUGCAGGAGGCGUUGAAGGACUGGGAGCAACAGUAUGCUAACAUCACACAGGAGAGGAGGAUGAUGCAGAUGCAUCCCUACAUCCUGAACAUCAACGAGGACGCUCAGCUGUCCGGGGUGGUCAAGCUUUUCAUCCAGGAGGGUGAAUGGGACAUCGGCCUGUGCGACUCUUCCCCGAGAUCCAUCUCCAUCAAGGGCUUAGGCAUCCAGGAGCGUCAUGCUGUGUUCAGGAACGAACAGCGCCGGGUAACACUGACCCCGCUGGCAGGGUCAAAGGUCAUUGUCAAUGGCAAUGCUGUGUCCGAGACAACUGAGCUGCAGCACCUGGACCGCCUCAUCCUCGGGUCCAACUGUACCUAUCUGUUCAUUGGUUAUCCCUCUGAGAGGGGCGGGGACGACUGGAGCCGCUACGACUACGACUAUUUCCAGUCUGAACUGGCCGCCGCUGAGGGCAUCCACCUGGGCGAGUCCAGUGCCGGGUCCAGUCAGACAGACCCCAGUCUGCUGGCCGUCUUCUACGACUACAUCAAACUGAUGCCCAUGAUGGCUGAGGCCAACCAGAUGAGCCAGGAACUGAACAAGGGGGUGGAGUUUAAACUGGAGAUCAAGAAUCUGGCGCUGUCAGAUUCGAAAGGCCACGAUCUGGAGAAGGAGAUCGUUGUCCGAGUCACGGUGAUGGGAGGAAAACAGGUGUGGAUGUGGUCCAAGGCCAAGUUUGUGAACCGCAAAUUCCUGAUGGAAGAAGUCUACCAGCAGCACCAGGCUGAGAAGAGCCGAGACAAAAGAGUAGAGGGGAUGUGUGUAGCUGCGUUACCCAGAGACAAAGACCCGUUCUGGGAUCCUGUGGAGCCUCUGCUUCUGGGAACUGCUCACCUCUGGCUUCAGUCUUUGGCUUUCCGCAUCCCUCUGGAAGAGCAGCUCGAGGUGCUGGGGUCAGAGGGCACAGAGGAGGCCGUUCUACAAGCACAGCUGAUCCCCUGCACCUCCACAGGACUCCCUCUGGGUGAGGAUGACAUUCUGAUCGACCCGUCUGAGUUACUGGGUCGACGACUGGACUUCCAGCUGGUCCUGGAACAGUGCUGUGGCCUCCGCUGGAUCCGAGAGGCCCGCAAUAGAGGGGUCCAAAUUGGUUUCAGGCUGUUUGACUGCAGCCAGCCUCUGUACACACCGGCCGUGUGGCACAACGUCAACCCUCUGUUGGACCAUAGAGUUCACUUCGCGUCCCUCCACACCUCCCAACGUCUGCUCGACUACCUGCAGAGCAGCGCUGUAGUGCUGGAGCUCUGGGGCCUUCAAGAGGGUUGUACUGAACUGAUAUCGUCUCUGGAGGGAGUGAGGAUGACUUCAGAGGGCAUCUUUAUCAUCGAGGAGGCCGGCCCAGCAGACGCUGCACCUGCAGACUCUGCAGAGCUCAGCUGUUCAGUUAGAGCUCUUCAACAGGACUUGGAUGAGCUGAAGAAUGUCAAUGCUUCACUGAGAAAAGAAAAUCACAGUCUGAGAGAACAACUCAACACAGCUAGGAACGGUGGGGAGAGUGCGCGUGGUCGGUCGGUGCGUCCCAGCUGCGAUGCAGACUUUGCUCGGUCUCUCAAGGUUUUCUACCACAGCAUGACCUCAGUCAAGGGUCAGCUGCAGCGCCUGCGCAGACACAGACCCAGCGAGGACUCUGACCUGCUGGGGCUCAGGCUGUUUGUGGAUGAGCAGGGUCGUCUGCUCAGGGACUUCUCAGAGCAGCUGGAAAAGAGCGUCUCCACGCUCAAACAAGACGUGGCUGCCAUCGUCCGGAGGAAACGAGAACGAUCGGGAGUCUGGUCUUGACUGUUCGCUGGUUUUCACAGAGUCUUUUGAAUGCCGUUCUUUAUUUUACAACACUGAGGAUUUCCAAUGUGAAGCUUGCGCAGGGCAAAGAUACUCCAUUGUGUUGAUUCUGAAACUACAACUUUAUGCCAUUGGUGAAACCUGCUGAAGGAUUAUGGUCACUGAA